Molecule: messenger RNA, 576 nt
Organism: Stereum hirsutum FP-91666 SS1
Lineage: Eukaryota; Fungi; Basidiomycota; Agaricomycetes; Russulales; Stereaceae
Exons: 2
Source: RefSeq, a predicted model, not a curated record
CCUAUAUUCGAUCCAGAGCACAACGAGCAGCAAUUCCAAGUGGUUCCUGCGCCGCUAAACACACCACUGGAGUCUAUCUGCGGCUUACCUGACGAGGAGGUUGGCCAGACUUGCCGCCACGAACUAUGGCUCGCUCUUGACUUGGACGCCGAUGCUUGGUCAUCCUACGAUAAAUUCACGCUCAGGAUCUCUUGGCCAGCUUCUUCUCCAGCCGAUUUCUCAAUCCAAACACUCACUCCAAGGGCCACAACAUCCCAUCUUGACAAAACCGCGUCAGUUGAAGCAUCGCACGAUAUCGACAAUUCCACGACAACGCGGCGUCAGUAUGCCCGUAUACGUCUCGUCGAGACCGGUGUGCGGACACCGUCCUUACACCCUUCACAUCCCGCCACAACGUCAGUCCCAGCAGCGGUGCCAUUCGUGGUGACUCUUGAGCCAUUGUAUCUUGGUGUGCUGCCGGCAUCCGUUGCUCCUGUGCUCGCUUUCAUUGUGCCUCUCAUCUUCAUAGCCAGUAUGCUGGUAUCCCCGAUUCACCUGUUCCUGCAGCGUCUCGCCACCCAAGCGAGGAAAGAAGUA